GGACAACCCCUUGGAAGGCCAGAGUCAGAGGCCACAACGUGAGAACCUCAGAGUGCCAGCUUCUCGCCUGAGAAACUGGAAGUGGAGGUGAAGAGGAGGAGGAGGAGGAGGAGGAGGAGGCCAGGAUGGGCAGCAAGGAAGAUGUGGGCAAGGGAUGUCCGGCGGCCGGUGGCGUCUCCAGCUUCACCAUCCAGUCCAUCCUGGGCGGGGGCCCUUCGGAAGCACCGCGGGAGCCCGCAGGCUGGCCGGCCAGGAAGCGCAGCUUGUCUGUGUCCUCCGAGGAGGAGGAGCCCGACGAAGGCUGGAAGGCGCCGGCUUGCUUCUGCCCCGACCCGCACGGCCCCAAGGAGCCAGGCCCCAAGCACCAUCCCCCCAUCCCUUUUCCCUGCCUGGGUACCCCCAAGGGCAGCGGUGGCGCAGGGCCGGCGGGUUCGGACCGCUCGCCUUUCCGGGACUUUAAGGAGGAGAAGGAGAGGCUGUUGCCGGCCGGUUCGCCUUCUCCGGGCCCCGAGCGGCCGCGGGACGGCGGAGGCGUGGAGCGGCAGGCGGGCGCGGCCAAGAAGAAGACGCGCACGGUGUUCUCGCGCAGCCAGGUGUACCAGCUCGAGUCCACGUUCGACAUGAAGCGCUACCUGAGCAGCUCGGAGCGCGCCUGCCUCGCCUCCAGCCUGCAGCUCACCGAGACGCAGGUCAAGACUUGGUUCCAGAACCGCCGCAACAAGUGGAAGCGGCAGCUCUCGGCCGAGCUGGAGGCGGCCAACAUGGCGCACGCGUCGGCGCAGACUCUCGUGGGCAUGCCGCUGGUGUUCCGGGACAGCUCGCUGCUGCGCGUGCCCGUGCCGCGCUCGCUCGCCUUCCCCGCGCCGCUCUACUACCCCGGCGGCGGCGGCGGCGGCAACCUCUCGGCCUUACCGCUCUACAACCUCUACAACAAGCUCGACUACUGA
This is a messenger RNA of Jaculus jaculus (lesser Egyptian jerboa), 947 nucleotides long. It is a transcript of the gene Hmx2, whose product is annotated as H6 family homeobox 2. Gene Ontology annotation, biological process: regulation of transcription by RNA polymerase II. Bases 126 to 947 code for a protein of 273 amino acids. The transcript has 3 exons. Gene Ontology annotation, cellular component: nucleus. Gene Ontology annotation, molecular function: RNA polymerase II transcription regulatory region sequence-specific DNA binding; DNA-binding transcription factor activity, RNA polymerase II-specific. NCBI's taxonomy places the organism in Eukaryota, Metazoa, Chordata, Mammalia, Rodentia, Dipodidae. The record is from RefSeq and is a predicted model, not a curated record.